UUUUCUUAAUCAUUGAUCAUAAGAUUGGUCAUGCGAAUCAUUCAUUUUGACUUUGCCUUGUUCAUCACAUAAACAUAUACCAAGUUUAAGACCGCGCAUUCUACAGCCGGUAGUUUUCAUACGUCAAAAGUUUUAAAUAAAAGUAACUUUCUUUGUAGCCCUCUAGCAUUCAUUACUCUGCUGAAUCCAGUAGAGUGGAACUUGAGCCUGAAGUGCAACUUGAGUGGCAGAAGACACAGUCAUCCUUGUAGUGCCUGAUAAUAAGGUGUUAACCAAGUGGAAUAACGUGGCACAAGCUUCGAAGCGCCGAAGAUGGAGUUUGCUGCCCUGAUCGCUGUGUCCUUACUGAUUGGUGCUCUUAUUUUAAUGAUCGCUCUCACAGUGAGCAAGCAAAAAGGUGAAUUAAGUGAGCAAGUAGAAAAGAGAGAGGAAAUAUCAGCGGAGGAAAGUGCAAAGAAACAGCCUCCCUCAAAGAAGCAGAAACAACCUCAACGUCCACGAAAGGAAAGAGCGCAGCAACACACAUUUUCUCACCCGCUUCUUGCAUCCUCAUUGAAGAGCCACAGUGGGAAUAUAACGUGUCUGGACUUUAGCAGCAAUGGCAAGUACCUGGCCUCCUGUGCAGAUGACCGCACCAUCCGUAUCUGGAGCACUAAAGACUUUCUGGAACGGGACCAUCGGUGCCUACGGGCCAACGUAGAACUGGACCACGCCACCUUGGUCCGUUUCAGCCCGGACUCCAGAGCGUUCAUUACAUGGCUGGCCAACGGAGAGACCAUUCGGAUCUUUAAAAUGAAUAAGAAGGAGGACGGUACAUUCACUUUCAAAGCUGCCCCUGAGGACUUUCCUCAGAAACACAAGGGGGACGUCAUUAACAUCGGAAUAGCAGAAACGGGCAAGUUUAUAAUGAGUGCUUCGGUCGACACGACCAUUCUGAUCUGGGACCUGAAAGGAGAGGUUCUCGCUACAAUCAACACUAACCAGAUGACCAACUCGUAUGUUGCCGUCUCACCCUGCGGAAGGUUUGUUGCCUCCUGUGGCUUCACUCCUGAUGUGAAAGUGUGGGAGGUUUGCUUCGCCAAAACUGGCGAAUUCAAGGAGGUCACACGGGCAUUUGACCUCAAGGGUCACUCAGCCGGAGUUUACUCCUUUGACUUCUCAAAUGACUCCAGCAGGAUGGCGACUGUGUCCAAGGACGGCACGUGGAAACUGUGGAACACUGACGUGGAGUAUAAGAAACAGCAGGACCCUUACCUGCUCCGGACUGUGCCCUGCCAGGUGUCCGACGGCAGCCGGAUCGCCCUGUCUCCGGACGGUCGGGCCGUGGCCGUGUCCAACGGCUGCGACGUCGCCGUGUACAACGCCGCCACCGGAGAACUGGAGGAGGAGUUCCGCGGCGUUCACAGCGGCGAGAUCACCGACCUGAAGUUCGACGUCAACAACCGUUUCCUCGUAUGCAGCGGCGACCGCGCGAUUCGCGUCUUCCAUAACGUGACCGGUUACCGCGCCGCCAUCCAGGACAUGCAGACCAUGCUGAAGAAAGCGACUAACGAGGGCGUACGACAGAGGCUACAACAACAGAUCCAGGACGCCCAGAACGCUCUGGACUCUGUGCUCGCAGCACCAAAGAACUAAAGGGCUUGACUGGGUUUCCCUCUCUCACUGCCACUUCUCACUCGAUUGCCUGUUUGUUGUUUUCUCGCCGGAGUUAGGUGGCAUUUCGCAUGCGAGAUUUUAAUGAAUAAACCAUGAGUGUUUGUA
Chanos chanos (milkfish) is the source of this 1761-nucleotide messenger RNA. It is a transcript of the gene tbl2, whose product is annotated as transducin beta like 2. The record is from RefSeq and is a predicted model, not a curated record. Gene Ontology annotation, biological process: endoplasmic reticulum unfolded protein response. Bases 313 to 1635 code for a protein of 440 amino acids. Gene Ontology annotation, cellular component: endoplasmic reticulum. The transcript has 7 exons. Lineage: Eukaryota; Metazoa; Chordata; Actinopteri; Gonorynchiformes; Chanidae. Gene Ontology annotation, molecular function: protein binding.